GCAGUACGUUCACAAACGCAUUUUUGCAGAACUAGAAAAAUAAAUAAAAAUUCCUGUUUAGAAAUUGUAAUCUUGCAUUAAAAAUGUAUAAUUUUAAACCUUUAAAUAUAAAAAAAUAUCCCAAAACUCAUCAAGUUGUGACACCUGAUACAGAAUAUUGGAAAAAGCUAAGCGUACCCACGCUGGUAAAGGAGUUUGGAGCCAUUGACUAUGUCGAUUUUAGUCCCAUAGAACCGCAUUACUUUGCAGUUACCUGCUCCGUAAGAGUGCAGAUUUACAAUCCUAUUACAAAGUUGGUCGUGAAGAAUUUGUCGCGUUUCCAAGAGACGGCUUACGGUGGCACAUUUCGUCAGGAUGGACGUUUAUUGGUAGCUGGUGAUGAACAAGGUCUGGUAAAAUUGUUCGAUACCUCCAGCAAAAAUGUUUUGAGAUUGUUCAAAGGUCACAAAGCUCCCGUGCAUCGAGUGAAUUUCACAUCGGACUUGUUGCAUAUCGCUAGUUUUUCAGAUGAUAAAACUGUAAAGUUGUGGGAUGUUGCCAAUGAAAAGGCCAUACAUACAUUUGCUCAUCACCAGGAUUAUGUACGAGCAGGCACAGUAAAUCCAGUUUCAGCUGAUGUCAUUGUUUCGGGAGGUUACGAUGGUAAAAUUAAUUUGUACGAUACACGAUCAAAUGAAGUCACAUCAACUGUAGAUCAUGGUAGCCCAGUGGAGUCUUUGCUCUUUUUACCAACUGGUGGAAUCUUUAUUAGUGCUGGAGGAACUGAAAUACGAGUUUGGGAUGCUUUUGCCGGAUGUCGUUUGCUUACCAAACUUUCACAGCAUCACAAGACGGUCACUUGUCUACGUCUGGGUUCAGAUGGUAAACGUAUUCUAUCAGGAGGUUUAGAUCGUCAUGUUAAAAUCUAUGAUGUGGCCACUUAUCAAACUGUGCAUACACUUAAUUUCCCUAAUGCUGUCCUCAGUUUGGGAGUGGCUCCCAACGAUCAAACCGUCGUGGCUGGUAUGGUAGAUGGUUUAGUUUCUAUACAAAAUAUGGAAGUAUCACGUCAAAAGGAAAAAGUUCAAAAACCCAGGAGAACUCACGUUUUGGCCGGUAAAGCGAAAGUUGAAGUAGACCAUCAAAUUACCUACGAAACGAGACAUAGUUUGCAAAAAUACGAUAGACAUUUGAGACGUUAUGAAUAUGGCAGCUGUUUAAAGAGUGUGAUGACUUUGAAUGUGACGAGUAAAACGCCUGAAGUGACGGUGAGUAUAAUGCAGGAACUUAUUCAUCGUAAAGGCCUUCAUCGUGCUUUGGCAGGAAGAAGUGGCAAAUCGCUUUGCCUUAUCAUUUCUUUUAUAUGUCGACAUAUUGGAGAGCAUCGUUUUAUGCGAGUUCUUAUCGAUGUCGGCAUGGCGCUAUUGGAUGUUUACGAAGACAAAGUUCACGAGCUACCCGGCAAAGUCGCUCAAAAAUUUGUAAAUCUGUCAGUAGCUUUACGGAGACAGGUUGCACUAACUUAUGAUCUAUUGGAGUUGGAAGGCUCUUUAGAUAUGUUAAUAGCUGCUUCAGAUGUUGCCAACAAACAAGAUGAUAUGGUGCACUUUAUUAAAGACGACAAUACCGCAUCAACUCUUAUACAAUCCAUUAUGGCGAAAGAAUCAUCCAUAGUUACUGUGUAGCGUUAAGAAAGAAAGGUAGCAGACAUUUGAUAAUUAAAUUUUAUAAACUGUAUUUUAACAAAUUAUAUGUUUUAGUUUUAAGUCUUGUUAAAAUAAAUAAGAAACAUUUAGAGUGAA
Molecule: messenger RNA, 1781 nt
Organism: Calliphora vicina (urban bluebottle blowfly)
Lineage: Eukaryota; Metazoa; Arthropoda; Insecta; Diptera; Calliphoridae
Product: U3 small nucleolar RNA-associated protein 15 homolog
Exons: 2
Coding region: 84-1664 (526 amino acids)
Biological process (GO): rRNA processing; positive regulation of transcription by RNA polymerase I
Cellular component (GO): nucleolus
Molecular function (GO): protein binding
Source: RefSeq, a predicted model, not a curated record